GACCUACCCGACCGCUGGCGGCAAAGGACCGACCCAGACCCACGGCGCGGCGGCGCCCCGCCUGCAGUCCCCGGCGACGGCACGAUGCGGCGGCGGCCCUUCUCCCGGCACGACGGCUUCUUCGCCUCCCUCCAGCGGGUGGAAGACCGGCUGGCCGCGGAGCAGCAUCAGGAGCAGAGGCAGGACCCGCCGCUGCCGCCGGCGGCGGCUCCGGCGACGGCACGCCAACCCGACGCGUCGCCGUUCUCGGGCACCAUGACGACCGCGUCCCCGCUCCUCCUCCUCGACCCGGCACCGCCCAGCGCGCCCGCGAGCCGCGACAGCAGCGGCCCGGCGCUGGACUUCCUCACCCCCCACACCGAACAGGACCAACGCAUCCAACAGGACGACGGCGGCGGCGGCGGUCUCGUCGAGGAGGACAUCGCUUGGCUCAUGGCGCUGCUGGGCCUGUCGCCGCCGCCGCCGCCGGACGGCGACGGCGACGACGGCACGGGCGGGUGCGACUGCAGCGGCGCCGACGGGUUCCUGGCCAGGGUCGUCGGCGUGGCCGGCCCCAAGUGCGACGGGGAGAAGCGGAGGCUGGACGCCUGGAUCCGCCACUACCACCGCGGGGGAGGCGGCGGGUGCAGCAGGGAGCCCGCGAGGCUGGCGCACCUGCUGCUCGCCAGGGCCUCCAGCGACGCGGCGGCCGUUGCGUCCCCGGCCACCGUCAAGGAGUUCCUGGACCGCGAUCCGCCGCGGCAGACGACGGAUUAGACAGCGCGCCGCAGCCGCAGAGUCGCAGGCGUGGCAUUGCAUUUCUGAAAGCAUUGCAGAGGCAAUCACCGGAUGCACCUAAAAUAUUGUGUUCUCUCCGACUAGAAAAUUGGAUGCGUGCCGUUAGAACAUCCAAACUGGCCUUGCCCAACUUUGGAGACGCAAAAUCACUGUUGUAGCAGUGUAGCACACUGUAGCGUUUCGUUUGUAUUUGUGAAUUAUUAUCCAA
Molecule: messenger RNA, 985 nt
Organism: Setaria italica (foxtail millet)
Lineage: Eukaryota; Viridiplantae; Streptophyta; Magnoliopsida; Poales; Poaceae
Exons: 2
Coding region: 85-756 (223 amino acids)
Source: RefSeq, a predicted model, not a curated record